Sungouiella intermedia is the source of this 1770-nucleotide messenger RNA. Lineage: Eukaryota; Fungi; Ascomycota; Pichiomycetes; Serinales; Metschnikowiaceae. The record is from the annotation of a GenBank genome assembly.
AUGACGAUUGCCAUAUCUGAGUUGGCUGGUAAGGAGCGCAAAAGACUGUUGAUCGGCCUGGGACGCCGUGCCCUGUCAGCUUCUUGCUACCCAUGUUUCCAGAACUACUAUCAUGCGCUCAAAUACUUGCGCCCACACCCGCUCUUUAUCUCCAAUGUGCGUUCAUCCAUCAAUCACUGGCAAAUCAGAGACUUACUCCAGAUCGAUUCUCUAAAUGGCAAUAUAUAUCACACAUACGAAGAUUCCAUCCGGGUGUUACCUGUUUAUCCGCAGAAUGAACCACUGGUGAAGAGCCACGACUACUUGCGCCUCCCAUACUUUCCGAGAUGCUUCAACCACUCUCCUGGGGGCGUAGUAGUGGCUGGUGGAGUUGUGACCUCACUGUCGAAAGUCUAUCUGAUGAACAUUCCAGACUUAACACGCAAAAUUCCCGGAAGCUCACACUCUCGACCUCUGAAGGGACUCUUUUCGUUGUAUACCCCAGAAAUGGAAACGGAUAUGACAUUUAAGUUGGGAGAAAUGAUCAAUAACUCCGUGACAAUAUAUUCAAAAGAGGGAAGCUCUUCCCAAUAUACCUCAUACGUGUGUAACAACGAUUCGAGCUUAUAUAUUGUGGACGUCAGCAAUAAUUCCGUGACUGCCACGCGCAGCAUUGUUUGUGAACCUAAUACCUCUUUGAACAACGUUCACCAAUCUCCAGAUGGUAGAUUAUUGACAAUAACAGGCGAUUCUGGAAACAUCUUCUUGGCAGAUCCUCGCGAGGAAACCGCGACUAUUCAUACUAUAAAGACUCCUCAUGAUUCAGGGUUCGGAAUAUCUUAUCAUAACAACGAGCAAGUUCUUGCAUGCGCCUUUCAAAACGGAACAUGCUUACUUUAUGAUUUGCGGAGACGGGAGACACCUCUUCGCGAAGUCAAAUCUACCCGACCGGGCCACAGCUCUGGUGCUUUUAGAUGCUGCAAAUUCUUAAAGUCCCCAAUUCAAGAUCUUUUGGUCAUCCUGGAACAAGUUGGACGAGUUCAUCUUAUUGAUCUCCGUGAUCUGGAAAACAACGGUCACCAGGUGAUUGUGUUCCCAUUUGCUUUGGACCAGUUUGGUCGCAUCAAGCACGAGCGCCUCAGCAUCAGAGAUAAGCUUCUCAAAUCAGAACCAAGUUACAACUUUGACAACAAUAGAAACUCAGAAACUGAUUUGGAUAUCGACCGUGUUGACAAUCACAAGCGAUUUCCCAUCUACAAUGAAUCAUCAACACAGUUCACUGUUCCCUUGGUUUAUGAUUACGAAUAUCUUUCUGAAAAGAAUCCGAAACUUUUCAAAGAUUACGAAUACCAGGCACCUGCUAUUCCAGUAUGUGAGAAUUCGAGCCUUCUGAAUGCACCACCUCGUCUUAAUCAUCCACAGUGGAGCUCGACACCUGCACAUGUUAAUAAUGAUUGUGAUAUUAAUGGCUCGUUUGAUGUCGAUAAUGAUGGUUUGACGGAACACACAACACACUCAGUGGAUCCACAUGAUGUGAGAGAGAGACUCGAUUUGGAGGGUGCUGAGGCUGAUAUCGGUGAUUGGUGGCAAACUGAACCUCAACCAUACCACCCUCGAUUCUGUCAUGAUUCUUACCAGCAAUCUGUGAACCAUACACAUGGAGAGAUGGAACUCUCAGGUGUAGACUGGUUUGAGAAUCAACUAUAUAUUGGGUGUGAAGAUGGUGGAAUUCUACUGUGGGAUAUCAACGUGCAGGCAAGACGGAGCUUUGGUGAUUUUUCAUAUGCAUAA